Messenger RNA from Cannabis sativa, 999 nucleotides. RefSeq lists its product as uncharacterized. The coding region runs from base 235 to 735 and encodes 166 amino acids. The transcript has 5 exons. The record is from RefSeq and is a predicted model, not a curated record. NCBI's taxonomy places the organism in Eukaryota, Viridiplantae, Streptophyta, Magnoliopsida, Rosales, Cannabaceae. Gene Ontology annotation, molecular function: serine-type endopeptidase activity. Gene Ontology annotation, cellular component: membrane; mitochondrial inner membrane peptidase complex. Gene Ontology annotation, biological process: mitochondrial respiratory chain complex assembly.
AAAAUCAUAACUAUAUUAGUUUUGAGGGCAUUUUGGUAAGAGGAACUAAAUUUUGCUGUUGGCCAAGAAAGAAAGUACUCUUGUACGAAUUCUUACCGGUUCAAUAUAUCUCCGGCGAGUCUCUCUCGAGUGUAAAAUUUUCACUUCUUGAUUAGACCUACAGUCUCUCCAAUUCUUCUUCUUCAAUUCAAUUUUAUUCAGAUGGUUCUGUUUUGAUUAUGAGAAAACAAACACAUGGGAACUCAGAAUAUUAUGUGGAAUUAUUCAAAGAGGAUUUUCACAUUUGGGCUCAUAGGAAUCACCAUUUCUGAUAGAUAUGCAAGUGUUGCUGCCGUUCGGGGUUCUUCUAUGUCUCCCACAUUUAAUUCCAGCUCUGAUACUUUGCUGGAUGACUAUGUCUUGGUGGAGAAAUUUUGUCUAGAGAAGUACAAAUUUUCACAUGGUGAUGUAGUUGUUUUCAGCUCCCCACAGAAUCACAAGGAGAGGCACAUAAAGAGAAUAAUUGGCUUGCCUGGAGAUUGGGUUGGGCUUCGUCAUUCAUCAGAUGUCAUCAAAAUUCCACAAGGACACUGUUGGGUUGAAGGAGACAAUCCUAGUUCCAGCAUGGAUUCAAAUUCUUUUGGCCCGGUUCCUCUAGGUUUAGUUCAAGGAAGGGCGAGUCACAUUGUGUGGCCUCCUCAGAGACUAGGUGCUGUGGAGAGAAAAGUGCCUGAAGGGAGACUAUCUUCUUCCUAGCUGGAUUUUUUAUUUUUCAGUCAAAGGUCCCUUUUUUUCUCAUGGGAAACAAAUUUCACCACUACACUAUUGACUAUUGAGAAUCCUUAUACCUCAUGUAUGUUUUGGGGAUUGAAAUUCUCUGUCCCAUUUAUUACAUGUAUUUUGGCCAAGUUUCAAUUCUUUUGUUGAGUCAUUUACUUUUGCAAAAUUAAAUGUUUUAAUCUUCAAAAGAAAAUGAUUGGGAAAGAAAAUAAAGAAUGUUAAUUUAAUAAUUUGUAACAA